Musca vetustissima is the source of this 2371-nucleotide messenger RNA. RefSeq lists its product as uncharacterized. NCBI's taxonomy places the organism in Eukaryota, Metazoa, Arthropoda, Insecta, Diptera, Muscidae. The record is from RefSeq and is a predicted model, not a curated record. Bases 53 to 2371 code for a protein of 772 amino acids. Gene Ontology annotation, cellular component: membrane. The transcript is spliced from 9 exons. Gene Ontology annotation, molecular function: ligand-gated monoatomic ion channel activity.
AAAUUUACAAGGACGUGAAAUUAUUGUAGGGGCCUUCGAUUAUCGGCCCUUUAUGGUGGUAGAUUUUCAUAGCGUACCCGAAAACUAUGAUCAUGCCGAGGACAAUCCACGACAUUUGGUCCAUAUUGAUGGUACUGAAAUGCGUAUUGUUCAUACAUUUUGUGAGCUAUAUAAUUGUAGUGUUCAGGUGGAUACAUCCGAAAAAUCUGAAUGGGGUAUGGUAUAUCCCAACUAUACAGCCGAUGGUCUGCUUGGUCUGAUUGUUGAGGGAAAAACACAUAUGGCCAUGGGGGCUUUUUUUCAAUGGUACAUAGCCUACAGAAGCAUCGAACAGACAACAUUUCUGGGUAGAUCUGGUAUAACAUGUUUGGUGCCUGCACCGACUCGUGUCACAACAUGGGCUUUGCCUAUUAGCCCAUUUACAUAUACCCUGUGGUUGGCUGUAGCAGUUUGUUUAUUUGUGGAAGCAUUGGCAUUAUUUUUGGCCAGACUUUUCGAGGAGCGGGAAAUUAUGCAACUAGAAGACGGAACUAUAUGGUCGAGCAUUGAAUUUGGCUAUACAACAACACUAAAGCUAUUUAUAUCACAAGGUUCAGAUUAUGUGGUUGAUUCACAUACGGUCAGGAUGGUAUUAUUCGCCUGCUAUAUGAUUGAUAUUAUUGUGACGAGUAUUUAUGCAGGGGGUCUAUCGGCCAUAUUGACAUUACCGGACCUUGAGGAGGCAGCCGAUUCUGUGGAACGUAUGUAUAGUCACAACCUGACAUGGACGGCAACAUCCUAUGAUUGGGUGGCAUCCAUUGCCGAUGAAGAAACUGGUGUCGUUGAUCCCCUGAUGCAAGGCCUUGUAAACAAUUACAUCAUUAGCAGCCGGGAGGAAAUGCGCCGCAAGGCUCAAACGGAUAAUAUAGGUUUUGCUUUGGAACGUAUGGCUUUUGGACAUUUUGGUAAUGGCCAUUUUAUUACACCCGAAUCUUUGGACCGUCUGAAGCUAAUGGUUGAUGAUAUCUAUUAUGUAUUCACUGUGGCCAUGGUGCCACGUAUGUGGGCCCAUCUACCCAAAUAUAAUGAUUUAAUAUUGGCUUGGCAUUCAUCGGGAUUUUCAAAAUACUGGGAAUGGAAAAUCGUCGCUGACUAUAUGAAUGCCAAUGAACAGAAUCAAGUGCAGGCAUCUAUGUUUACACAAUUGGAUGUGGGACCCGUCAAAUUGGAUAUGAACAAUUUUGCCGGUCUAAUUGUACCAUGGAUUAUAGCUGAAAAAUCUGAAUGGGGUAUGGUAUACCCAAACUAUACAGCCGAUGGUCUACUUGGUCUGAUUGUUGAGGGAAAAACCCAUAUGGGCAUGGGGGCAUUUUUUCAAUGGUACAUAGCCUACAGAAGCAUCGAACAGACAACAUUUCUGGGUAGAUCUGGUGUAACAUGUUUGGUGCCUGUACCGACUCGUGUCACAACAUGGGCUUUGCCUAUUAGCCCAUUUACCUAUACCCUGUGGUUGGCGGUAGCAUUUUGUUUAUUUUUGGAAGCAUUGGCAUUAUUUUUGGCCAGACUUUUCGAGGAGCGGCAAAUUAUGCAACUAGAAGACGAGACUAUAUGGUCGAGUAUUGAAUUUGGCUAUACAACAACACUCAAGCUAUUUAUAUCACAAGGUUCGGAUUAUGUGGUUGAUUCACAUACGGUCAGGAUGGUACUGUUCGCCUGCUAUAUGAUUGAUAUUAUUGUGACAAGUAUUUAUGCAGGGGGUCUAUCGGCCAUAUUGACAUUGCCGGACCUUGAGGAGGCUGCCGAUUCUGUGGAACGUAUGUAUAGUCACAACCUGACAUGGACGGCAACAUCCUAUGAUUGGGUGGCCUCAAUUGCCGAUGAAGAAACUGGAGUCGUUGAUCCCCUGAUGCAACGCCUUGUAAACAAUUAUAUCAUCAGCAGCCGUGAAGAAAUGCGCCGCAAGGCUCAAACGGAAAAUAUAGGUUUUGCUGUGGAACGUAUGACAUUUGGACAUUUUGGGAACGGCCACUUUAUUACCCCUGAAUCUUUGGAUCGUUUGAAGCUAAUGGUUGAUGACAUGUUUUAUGUAUUUACCGUGGCCAUGGUGCCACGUAUGUGGGCCCAUCUACCCAAAUAUAAUGAUUUAAUAUUAGCCUGGCAUUCGUCGGGUUUUUCGAAAUAUUGGGAAUGGAAAAUCCUCGCCGACUAUAUGAAUGCCAAUGAACAGAAUCAAGUGCAGGCAUCUAUGUUUACACAAUUGGAUGUGGGACCCGUCAAACUGGAUAUGAACAAUUUUGCCGGCCUAAUUGUACCAUGGAUUAUAGGUAUAAUUAUCAGUAUAAUGGCUUUUAUUGGGGAAUGGAUUUAUUAUUGGUGGUGUAAGAAAGAUUAG